Messenger RNA from Pseudozyma hubeiensis SY62, 3900 nucleotides. Its product is annotated as MAP kinase. Gene Ontology annotation, molecular function: MAP kinase activity; ATP binding. Gene Ontology annotation, cellular component: cytoplasm; nucleus; elongator holoenzyme complex. Gene Ontology annotation, biological process: intracellular signal transduction; tRNA wobble uridine modification; protein phosphorylation. The transcript has a single exon. The record is from RefSeq and is a predicted model, not a curated record. Bases 1 to 3900 code for a protein of 1299 amino acids. Lineage: Eukaryota; Fungi; Basidiomycota; Ustilaginomycetes; Ustilaginales; Ustilaginaceae.
AUGCCAGCACCUCAAUCUACACCGCUGUCGCCUCCACCGCAGCAGGGAGCUGCAGCACCAGGCUCCAGCAAGACGCCUCCGCCACCAUCACCACCUUCUUCUUCCACCAGCAACACCCUUCACCAGGUCGGCUCCCGACAGGGAACGCGCUCACGGACUCGCACGCGUCGAAACAUGUCGUCCUCCGCCUCUGGUUCGCAUCGCACACCGCGCUACACAAACGAGGACCAUCCCAUGGCGCCUCACAAUCUCGCCGCUCGUGGUUACCACUCGUUCCGCUGCCUCGGCGUCCCCUUCCACGUCAAGCAGCGAUACACCUUUGUACGCGAGCUCGGCAUCGGAGCUUACGGCUGCGUAGCCCUGUGUCGCGACGAGGUGCUCGAAUGCAACGUCGCCAUCAAAAAGGUGACCCGCAUCUUUGAGAAGGAUGUCCUUGCACGCAGAGCCCUCCGCGAGGUGGCGUUGCUCCGUCACAUUGGCAUGUGCGACAAUGUCACCGCUUUGCUCGACUUUGACACCGCUUUCAUCGACUUUUCCGAGAUCUACCUCGUCCUUUCCGCAAGCGAAGCCGAUCUCUCGCAGAUCAUCCGCUCGGGUCAAGCACUCUCGGAUGCGCACCACCAGUACUUCAUGGCCCAAAUCCUGAGAGGCGUUCGCUACAUGCAUGCUGCCAAGGUCAUCCAUCGCGAUCUCAAGCCCAGCAAUCUCCUGGUGAACGGCGACUGCGCCCUUCGCAUCUGCGAUUUCGGUCUGGCUCGAGCCUAUGCCGACUCGGACGAGUUCCUCGCACCACCAUCGUCCAGCAGCGACGAUGCCGAGGCAAAGCCAAGAUCGAGCAUCGGCAGCAGCGUCGAUGGCGACCACGUCGAGGCGAACCAAUCCACUCUUCCCACUUCUGACGCAGCUUCUUCCUCCCAGCCCCAGGUGCAGCCCCGCGAUGGCUCGGCACGCUCACCUUCACCUGCCUCGGAUCUCCACGUCCAGCUGUACAAGACCGACUCCAAGGGCAAACAAAAGCGCCUCAACUACCCUGGUGGUCCACUCACUGGCUACGUCGCGACACGAUGGUACCGCGCUCCCGAAGUCAUGCUCUGCUUCCGAGAGGGCUACGGUCCCGAGAUGGACAUGUGGUCCGUCGGCUGCAUCCUCGCCGAGCUCAUCGCUGGCGCACCCAUCUUUGGCGGCAAGGACUACGUCGACCAGAUCGCACGCAUCAACAAUGUUCUCGGCUCGCCCUCCGAAGCGGUGUUGGACAAGAUUGGAUCGGAACGGGCAAAGACUUACAUCAAGUCGCUUCCCAACAUGCCCGCCGUGCCUCUGGAGAAGCUGUACCCAAAUGCAAAUCCGGAAGCGCUGGAUCUGGUUGCCAAGCUGCUCACCUGGGAUCCCGACCAGCGAUUGACUGCCGAAGAGGCUCUCCGUCAUCCCUGGCUCAAAGCCUACCACGAGUCGAACGCGCGCUGGCAAGUGCCUCAGCCCUUUAGCAAGUUUGCCGAGGUCGAGUUCAUCCACUCACUCCGACAGUUCAAGACGAGCUUGCAGCGCGAAGCUGAUGAGAUGCGUCUCGAGCUGGAGGAGCUCGAGCGCGAAGAGAUGGAGCAUCUCGGUAACGGUGUUCAGAACGGGACCGAAGCUACUGCGACCAAUGGCAAUGGCGAACAUCGCCACGAAGCUCACCAGAACGGCGAGCAGCCUUCUUCGCAGCAAUCCAACGGUACCAACGGUCACGUCAACGAGGCCAACGUUGAUGCCGACGAGCAAGCCCACGCCGACUCGGGAAACGUCCAGGGGGCAGAUGACGUUGUCGACCACUCCGCGCAACAAGAGCGCCGAGGCGUCGAUGCCGAUGCCCCGUACUCUGAUCUCUCCUCCUCCAACCUUGCCAAAGUCGACAACGAAGCGCGCAACGCGGACGCGGACGCCGAUUCCGCCGAUGCAGAUGCACUCUCGUGCAGCGCAUCAACGCAAUCAGGCCACCCGCCCGUCGACACUGCCUCUUCCAGCUCGUCGAUCCACACGCCUUCGUCCACGUCUGUUGCCAGCGCCGACGAGGCGGAACCAGCCUCUCCUCGGAUGUACGAGGCAUGUCGAAUGUCGACGGCGCUCAAGAGCCGCGCUGAGCAUCUCGAGGAAGGCAAAGCGCUUCGCAAGCCGCCGUCGUUUUUUCGGCUCGGGCAUGAAGCGGAAGGACGCACGUUUGGCGCUCUGAUUUCCGACGAGGAAGCUCAGCAGCACAACGUCGCCUUCAUGCCCAGUCAAGUCCUCACCGUGGCGCGUGGUCUGGUCGAAUACCAGUCCACAGCAGCAGCUGCCAUGCGUGAUGCGGCUUUCCUUCCGAGUCUUUCUUCGCAGUCUGGUGACGGAGUGCAGGCACAGCCAAGGGAUGCAGUGAUGCUGUCGAGGAGCAGCACGAUCAAGGCGCUUGCUGCGUCCGAUUCGGUGUCGGGUGGGGGUGGAUCAAGCAGAGCGCCUCCAGCCUCGCUGCCGUCGUCUUCAACCUCAGGAGUGGGCGGGCGAGCAAGUGGCGCAGCAAGCACGCCUUCGCUAGCACAGAGCCUGCUCGAUGACACACUGUUCGCACCAGCAGACGGCUCAUCGAGCGGGUUGAAGAGCGCCAAUUCGCAACGACACGGCAAGCAGCUGGUAAUCCUGCAAGACUCGAUCGUGCAGUCUUCAGUCAGUCUGGUGCGUGAGUUGAUCGCUCGCUCGACGCAGCGUAACCAAGCAGUGCUGCUCGUAUCUACCCUUCGACAAGCCGAGACCUAUCUUGAUGGUAUCGAUGCUGGCAACGUUGCUUCCAUUGAUGCUACUCUACUUGGCAACACGUUUGCACCGAAUGGCGAAGCGAUCAAGACGAGCCAAGAGCUGAUCGAUCGGAUCACUGCCAAGCUGGCGCAGUUGAACGCGAAUGUCAGCAAGACGACGGUGAUUAUCGAUUCGUUGAAUGCCAUCGCGCAUGCAGAGGCGACGACGGGUGGAAUUGUGGUGGCUAGUAGGGUUGUACGUGAGACGCUCGCGCUGAUCGGCGGAUCUUCGAGGUUGGUUGUUGGGCUGCGACUGGGAGGUGUGGAUGCGUCGACCAGUGCCGGGUUGCUGUCGAGUCUGCACUCGCCGCUGAUCUGGGGCAACUCUGCUGCAUCUACCGCUUCUUCGGCGGCCGGCGCCGGUGGUACGGUGCUCUCUGUUACCGUUCAUUCACCUGCACUUCUCCGACAUGUUUUCAAGCAGUACAGUCUCAAACCCCCCAGCACGAGCAGCGCUGUCAAGCGGGUGCUGGGAUUCGACGCUGGCGAGGAUGGCGAGGAGGAAGUGGAUGCGAGGUUUUGGGAUGUUCUGCGCAACGUGGCCAAUAGAGGUCCGAUGGGUGUCGCCGGGUACGAGGCGGGUGGAGGGGUGGAAGGGUGGUGGAAUGGAGAAGGGUGUGGGUUUGAGGCGCUCUGCGAGGGUGGGAUGGAUAAGAGCGGUGGUGGACCGACGGCGAUCACGUUGGCGGAUGUUUUGGGUCAGAGGACGGGAUAUGCGGUGUUGGAACUGCAUUAUCAGUCCAAGACUGGCAAGAAGUACGAGGAGCUGGUUGGAUUCACCUCUGAGUCGGUCGUUGUUCCCUUGGACAUGACCGAUCGAUCCAGCGCCUCGACUGCCGCCACCACAUCCGCUACCCAAGCCACUGCAACAGCUCCCACCGGCGACGCUCACAGCAGCAUGAUCUCGACUCUCCCCUUCAACCUGGCCGAGACGCAGGAUCAACGCGCCAGACGCGAGUUCGUGCCACUGCCGUACGCCUACCAUCAGCAGGAACAGGCGUUGAGGGGGAACACGGGCAAUGCGAGCAUCUUUUUCGAGCCGGAAGAGGACGACGACGAAGAUGAGGACGAUCCGGACGAUGAUCUGGAUUUGUAG